UGUCGGUUGUAUUUGUCGUUUCGUCUGAGAACUGAUCAAAUUAAUUUCAACAAAAAAGAUGCAAAGACGUAAUACCAUUCUGUGUGCAUUUCUUGUCCUCUUUGGACAACUGUCUGAAUCCAGUGGAAUUUCAUUAAUGGGUUCAGAAAAGAGAGGUUGGACACUGAAUAGUGCAGGAUACCUCCUUGGGCCAUAUGCACAACGAACGCUGACUGUGAGACAUAGACCCCUACUGGGCAAAAGGAGUGUUUGGGAAGAUGAUGUGAAACCAUUCCUAAACAGUGAAUACAAGUCUGUCAUCGAUGACGCCUACGUUCAAGCUUUUCUGGACUUCAUUACUUACUUACGUCUGAAAGAGAUUGGAGAGAUGGAGGAUUUGAGCACCCAUUAUCUUGCAGAAACGAAGUCAUAAUAAGAAAUCAGUACUCCUCUCCUAUUGUCAAAACAUAAUUUUCCACCUCCACCUGUUCCUAUGGUACUCAACUGCUUUUUCAAUGGUAUGAC
Oncorhynchus keta (chum salmon) is the source of this 504-nucleotide messenger RNA. It is a transcript of the gene gall, whose product is annotated as galanin-like. The transcript is spliced from 6 exons. The record is from RefSeq and is a predicted model, not a curated record. Gene Ontology annotation, cellular component: extracellular region. NCBI's taxonomy places the organism in Eukaryota, Metazoa, Chordata, Actinopteri, Salmoniformes, Salmonidae. Gene Ontology annotation, molecular function: hormone activity. The coding region runs from base 59 to 412 and encodes 117 amino acids.